This is a messenger RNA of Staurois parvus, 463 nucleotides long. Lineage: Eukaryota; Metazoa; Chordata; Amphibia; Anura; Ranidae. The record is from the annotation of a GenBank genome assembly.
GGGCGGUGGAGCUGCGUUCUAUCUCUCUCUUCUCUCUCCCCCUCCCAUCACAAUCAGUGCAAUCAGUGCCACAAUGGCGAAGCUGCACUCUUUGUUGGCUGUGUUGGUGCUGAUAGCAGUAUCUGUUAAAGCCCAUGGAGGUUCAAAGGAUGUGGAUGCGCGUGAUAAAGGAGCACAGAAGGCCCUGGAAUUUGCUCUACAAGAAUACAAUAAGGACAGUAAGGACAUAUAUGUUAAUCGAGUGUCCAAGAUACACAGGGUCCAGAAACAGACUGUUACUGGAAUGAAAUAUAUUAUAGAAGUUGAUAUUGGCCGAACUGAAUGUAGAAAACCGACCUCCAAUCCUGAGGACUGUGCUUUUCAUACAGACCCCUACAUUUCUAAGACUACAUUCUGCCAUUUUGAAGUCAUUUCUAUUCCAUGGCUGAAACAAAAAGAAAUGAAGGAGAGUAAAUGUUACUGA